UACAUGCGUCGGUCGGCAAUUUUAAUUUACAAAAAUGUCAAUGGUCAGCGCGGUCAGCGUUUUCUUUGCAUACGUGCAUUUGUUAGCAUUAUUUUACAUUUGGAAUCAUCACAAUGUUCAACCUCUGAUCAACCGUCUUCGAUAAACAAACAACAAACAUUGAAUCUUUCGCGUUUUAAUAUAAAAAGCUUUUUCGCCAGUGAUAUUAUUCAGAUAACUUUCUGAUUUAAGUUUGGUUUGAUCUCGUUAAUUACUAGUCAUUACUCGAAAAAUGAAAUAUUUAAUUGGACUGCUACUAGCGACGUCGAUGAUUACAGCCAACGAUGUAUGGCAACCUCCGACCAAAUUACAAAUGAUCCAAACACACGACAAAUGUCUACGAAAAUCGAAUCUACCGCCUCUGGUGCUAACAGUCAGUGAAUUUUGGAAUCUAUCCGACGAAUCAUCGAUCCGUAGAAUUCGUGACUACGUCCAUUGUGUGCUAACCACUUUGCAUUUCUUUGACGAUAAAAGUGGCUUUGAUGUCGACCGGAUUAUGGAACAAGUCACGGAUAUUCCCUAUCUGAAGAACACUGUGAUCGAACGAUCAACAAUCGAAAAGUGUGCGGACGGAAAUGAAAAUAAUGAUGUUGCUGAUGUGUGGGCUUUCAGAGGAUUUCGAUGUUUUAUGGAUGUAAUAAAGAAGAGAACAAAUGGGAUGUCAGGAGCGGGCCUACGAUAGUUAUGUAUUUAAAUUUUCGUAAAUAAUGAAUAAACAUUUUCUACUACACUU
Molecule: messenger RNA, 772 nt
Organism: Bradysia coprophila
Lineage: Eukaryota; Metazoa; Arthropoda; Insecta; Diptera; Sciaridae
Product: general odorant-binding protein 99a-like
Source: RefSeq, a predicted model, not a curated record